AUGAAGAGAUUCUUAGUCGCCUUAACAGUAAUUGGUGUAGCCCUUGUUUAAAUCGACAAAGUUAGUGCUUAGGAUGAUACCUAGACAGUGAAUUACGACCCAUAUAGUACUCCUACCAGUCCAACUUAUGCUACUCCAAGUACCUCACCUGAUUCUGGAAAUACAACCUCUGAUGGUGGUUCAACUGGAGAUGAAGGUGAAAAUGCUGCCACUAAUAAUGAUGGCAAUCAAACUAGUGAUAAUCCAGAUGGAGAGACUAACCCAACUGAUCAAGAUCCCACAAACGACGAUCCAACUGGUAAUGAAACUGAUCCACUUGAUGUUCCAUUCGCUCAGUAUAUCAGAUACAACAUCAACAAAAACAAGAUUUUCAAAGUUAUUUCAGCAGGAGCUGAAUACGCAUAGCAAUCUAGCACUCAGUAAAUCAAAUAGGGUGUUCCCCCUAUUGCAGUGACUAUUGGUGGUGCAUUUAGAGAAAUUGGAGCUAAUUUGAUCCUUAACUAUGGAAAAUAUUUCAAGCCAGUUCUUUCUGAUCUUGCUGAUAAGACUGAAUAUAACCAAGUUGUUAUAAACUACUAAAAUUAUUGUGAUGAAGACUGUGUUGUCUCUGAAUGCAUUUUAUGGGAAGAUCUUGCUGAAGGAAAGCCAAAUAUUUUCGAUAUAGAUUGUGUUCAUUAAUGUGACUGCGUUCUAAGAGUCGAUACUUUGAAUCAAUGGGAAGAAGCUAACUUGGAAAACACUGAGAAUUCUCUUAAUCAAACUUUAGGAGCUGCCAAAAAUCAUGUUUAGCAAGCUGUAGGCUAAAAGGCUGAUGUACUUAUGAACAGCGUUGCAUAAUUAAGACAACUUUAACUUCAAAACUAACAAGAUUUUGCUGCUCUAGCCGGAGCUCUUAUUGAUAAUCUAACAAACUGCGACAAAAUUUGUGUUGAAGAUUGCAUCAAUGGGCAAUGGGUAAAUUACUUCUAGAUUCCACAAUGCAUGAAAUACUGUCGAUGCAAGUAAGCAUUCAUUGCUCAAACUACCCAUGCUGAAUACAACUAUCCAGCUCUUAUUCACUACAACUAACACAACAAAGAUGCAUGGUCACUCUUCAAUAUGCUUAAGGAUAAAUUCUGA
Stylonychia lemnae is the source of this 1119-nucleotide messenger RNA. The record is from the annotation of a GenBank genome assembly. NCBI's taxonomy places the organism in Eukaryota, Ciliophora, Spirotrichea, Sporadotrichida, Oxytrichidae.